Hyla sarda is the source of this 2467-nucleotide messenger RNA. RefSeq names its product serpin B6-like. Gene Ontology annotation, molecular function: serine-type endopeptidase inhibitor activity. The transcript is spliced from 8 exons. Gene Ontology annotation, biological process: negative regulation of endopeptidase activity. The record is from RefSeq and is a predicted model, not a curated record. The coding region runs from base 289 to 1473 and encodes 394 amino acids. NCBI's taxonomy places the organism in Eukaryota, Metazoa, Chordata, Amphibia, Anura, Hylidae.
CUCUCUUCAACCCAGAUUCUCAGAUGUUUUAACAACAGUAACUAUUUUCAGAAGACUGUUGGCUGCCUCUUAUAUUCUUCUUUUAUGAUUCACGUACAUUGGCACAUUCAUUUCCCAUGUGUCAGAAUGUAACAGUACGUGUUGAGGCAGAGAUGCAAGUAAUCAGGAAACAUUUGUUGCUUUAUUUGAUGAAGAAAGAAUUUCUUUAUAUCUGGGUGUAACAGCAAAGAAGAACAGUCUUCAUUGAAGAAUCUGCAUUCUUACAUUCAGGUCUGCUAAGAAAAAAAAAUGGAGGCCUUAGUUACAUCAUAUAAUACAUUUGCUGUGAGCAUGUACAAAAAAUUACUUGAAAAUACAGACAAAAACAUAUUUUUUUCUCCCAUGAGCAUUGCCUCUGCUCUAACUAUGCUUUUUCCUGGUACCAAUGGUAAUACUGAAUUCCAAAUGGCAGAUGUUUUAAACUUUCGAAAACCACCUGGAAAACAAGGCUGCCAUUCAGAAACUUCUGAUGCUAUUCAAAUACAAAAUGUCCCUGAAGUUUUUGAGGACUUUUCUUCAUGUAUCAACCAGAGCUCCAAAUGUUAUACUUUGAAAAUGGCUAACAGGCUAUUUAGUGAAAAGAGCUUCCAAAUCCUUGAGCAAUAUUGCCAACUAAUUGAGAAAUAUUUCCAAGCUAAAAUUCAACCUGUGGACUUCUUGCAAGAUUCGGAAAAGAGCAGGCAGACCAUUAAUACCUGGGUAGAAAGACAAACAGAUGGUAAAAUAAAAGACAUCUUGGGACCAGACUCCAUUGACUCACUAACAAAGCUAGUUUUGGUAAAUGCAAUUUACUUUAAAGGAAACUGGGCAAAUAAAUUUCCAGAAGAAAACACAGAACAAAAACCUUUUAAAAUGAGCAAGACAAAAAGUAAACCAGUACCAAUGAUGUUCCAGAGGAAUAAGUUCAACAUGUCUUACAUUGAAGAUCUUGAAGCUAAGGUGUUGGAACUCCCUUAUCUUAAUAAUGAAUUAAGCAUGAUCAUAUUACUUCCAGAUGAGAUUAAGGACAACUCUACUGGACUAGAACAGCUAGAAAAGAUGUUGAGCUAUGAGAAGCUAAAAGGCUGGACCAACGCUGACAUGAUGGACAAAACUGAAGUGGAGAUUGAUUUUCCGCGCAUUAUUCUUGAGGAAAACUAUGACCUGAAAUCGUACCUCACCGAGAUGGGACUAGGAGACCUAUUCAAUGCAGAAAAAGCUGAUCUCACAGGGAUCUCAAAAAAAGGCAACCUGUAUGUGUCAGAGAUAUUUCACAAAGCAUUUGUGGAAAUUAAUGAAGCAGGAACAGAGGCCGCUGCAGCUACUGCUGGCAUUGUGACAGCCAGAAUGCGCCCUAUUGCGGAUAAAUUUUGUGCAAACCAUCCUUUUCUGUUCUUCAUAAAACAUAACCUGACAAAUGCCAUACUUUUUCUUGGAAAAUUUUCCUCCCCUUAAAAUAUUGCAUAAUGCUCAUGAAAGUAGAAUAUGUAGCUUGUAAAUUUGAUAAAGCAAUAUUAUUCUGCCAUCAGUAUACUACAAUUCAUUAUAAGGAUUUGCAUAUCAGUAUCUAACUACUUUACUAGUUUACAUGCAUUGCAAUUUUGUUUACUACAGUACAUGCUUUCUAUACAUAAUUAAUUUACAGUAUGUAACAUCUGUUGCUUGUGUCAUUGUUUAAAAAGAUUGUAUAACCAAUGAAUAGGAUUGGACCACAAACAGGAGUUGUCACCUUUACACAAUGUAUGAUCACUAGAGGUCCAACUGCACAAACUUCAAUCGAUCACAAGAAUGAGAUUCUCAAGUCCCAUAUUUGAAUAGAGUUGCGGUCACAGGUAAGCACUAUUGCUCCAUUUAAUGUCUAUGGGAAUGACUAUCGUAAUUUUAUCCCAUAAACUGUUACUGUAGCAGUAAUGUGCAUGCAUGACUGCUGCUCCAUUCAAUCCAGAUACUAGGGACCCCUAUUACUGUAAUUAGUGGGGAUCCCAGUAGUUGGACUCCAAGUCAUCAUACAUUUAUCACCUGAAAAAAUUAAUAUUAGGCGUAGUCCAACAUAUAUAUAUUUUUAAAGGGAACCUGUGACCAUAAAAAUGCUAUGUAAUCUAUCAGCUUUAUGUUAUAGAGCAGGAGAAGCUGAGUAUGCUGAUUAUAUCCAUAUAUAUUUGCGGUAAAAGAUUCUGUACCCUAUCACUGUCCACUGAACUCCUAUAAAUAGAAAGAACAGGGGUUUCAAUAAACAAUUUACUGAAUAAGUCUUGCAUUGGCUACUGUUACUUAGGAGACCGAAAGGAGGCUCUAUCUUCUAUCACAUAGAUAUGUGUAGUUUGGAGCAGUUGGCAACAGCCAUUCUGUUCAGGUAUUUACAGGCCAAAUUAAAGGGGUUCUCCCUUGUUUAUACUGUUUUUUGUUAUUAUGUUUGUGUGUUAUGUGUGUAUAAGUAUGUGUUUUUUUA